This is a messenger RNA of Hyla sarda, 1426 nucleotides long. It is a transcript of the gene CCNDBP1, whose product is annotated as cyclin D1 binding protein 1. Lineage: Eukaryota; Metazoa; Chordata; Amphibia; Anura; Hylidae. Gene Ontology annotation, biological process: regulation of cell cycle. The record is from RefSeq and is a predicted model, not a curated record. Gene Ontology annotation, cellular component: nucleus. Bases 98 to 1096 code for a protein of 332 amino acids. The transcript has 11 exons.
UGGUUACCGCCUGUCGCGGCUGGAGCUCUAUGCUACAAGAUGUGUGUUACAGUGAAACCUUUCCUCGGGGUAACCUAUACUAUGGUUCCGGGCGAAUAUGGAGCCGCUGCGGAAACUACUGGAGAAUCUCCGCGCUGUACAGGAGAAACUGCGAGAUGGGGAAUCCAAGGAAAGUAACAACAACUUCAAUCCACAGAGCUUCUGGAAUACAUUGGAACAAGCAUUUAAAGCCACGUCUCAGGAGGCCACCAAAAUCAGCCUUGCCUACUCCAAGCCUCCGGCGCCAUCCGAAGAGGACUGUCAGAAGCUGAGCGAUGGGCUUCUUAAUGCUAUUUUGGCAGCUUCCACUCUGUACUAUUCCCUCCCAAAGGACCAAGGUACUACCUUACGCAAGACCGUAAGAGAGGCGGUGGCUGACGUGAUAGAAGGCACCAUGCAGUUAGUCGAGGUGAUCCUGAGCGCCCGCAUACAGAGUUUGUCACAGGCACAGCUCGUUUCCACCGGCAGCGUGUGGGAGGCCUGCGAUCACUUUCCACAGAUCCCGAAAGAUAACCACGCAGCAGUAGUUGGCAUUGUAUCGGGUUAUCUUGGCGUUGUGAAGGAUGCCUUACAAGAGAUGGAAGAGGCUUUGUCAGAAGAAGGGGAUCCUUUCCGUGACGUCUUAGAUGAUGAUGAUAUGGGGGCUCGGGGGAACCAGGACACCUACUGGUCAGAGGCAGAUCGCAGGCUUAUUGCCCCCUCCUUGGGCCUAAUAAAGGCCGCUAAAGCUUGUCUGAAGAAGGUGCUGGGCGCUCUCAAGGCCUAUGGCAAGGUGGAGACAUCGGAGCAAGUGGCGCAGCUGGAUGACCUGGCAGACAUUACCCAUGAAGUCAGCCCCAGUGUGGAUGAACUGGCGCUGAGCAUGUAUCCUCCAAUGAACCACCUGGCGGUGCGGCUUAAUGCAGCGAAGCUCUCCUCUGUGCUGAAGAAAGUCCUCGAGAUCACAAGUGCCAGCCACGUUUGUCCCGACACCGAAUCCAGUUGGGUCCAGUUCCUUCACAACGCCGUCGACCACAACAUGAACAAAGUGAAAAGUCUGACCCAGGGUGCUCUCUGACAUUUGCGCAUAUCAUCGCCAGAAAUACGCUACCCCAUGUCAUUGUCGCCUGCAAGUAAUGUCUGCAGCAUAUAUAUAUAUAUAUAUAUAUAUAUAUAUAUAUAUAUAUAUAUAUACACGAAAAUGCCAAAGCCGCCCGCGCCAUAUGUAUCGGUUGGGCUGGGGGGGGGAUGUAUAGCUUUACUUAUGUAUGAAGGGAAGUCAUCUGCUUUAAGACUGAGCACGGCGCCCCCGUGUGGAGGUCUGUAACUCAUGUCUGCAACACUCAUUGUAAUUCAAUGACGUACGGGCUUCUUAUGUUGUCAUAAAAAAUAAAAUUAUUUAUAUAGA